Lycium ferocissimum is the source of this 1355-nucleotide messenger RNA. Its product is annotated as zinc finger protein 4-like. The transcript has 3 exons. The record is from RefSeq and is a predicted model, not a curated record. Bases 482 to 1171 code for a protein of 229 amino acids. NCBI's taxonomy places the organism in Eukaryota, Viridiplantae, Streptophyta, Magnoliopsida, Solanales, Solanaceae.
AUUGAACAAAGAGCCCCAAAACAACAACCAGAAAAUUAUAGUUUUAAAACUGAUGUGCUGCUGUCUGUUUUUUUUCUUUUUCUUCUGACGUUACAUUGCACUACUCUUCCAUCUCUCUCUCUCCAAUGAUCUUAUCUCUAUUUCUUUCAUGUUAUGUUAGUACUUAUUAUUAUCUCUCUUUCUUCUUCACCAUUUUUAGGAAAAACUAAGAAUACCCUCAAAGCAGACAAUUCUGUCAUGUCACUUCUCAUUCUCUGCUGAGCCUGCUGCAACUUUCUUGAAAUUAUUAAAAGGGUUCUUCCAAAAAUUUGAAUUUUGCUAGAGUUCAAGAAGCUUUGGAGUUCUUCUGAUUGUUUCCCAAAGUGAAACUCCAUAGUACAUAUGCAGGUGAAUAAAGGAACAACCACCAUCCAUUGAUUGAUUAAACAGUCCCUGUUGUUUACUAAAGUCUAAAUCCGUAGCCGUCUUUUCACCAAGCAACAUGAAGCCUCCAAAUUUCAAUCUUGAAUCAGAAGACGAAUCCGAGGUCAGCAACUGCCAAGUCGGUCCCGGUCCCGGUCCCUCCCUUAAUCUUCAGCAGGAUCCAAUGCCCGUUACUCUUGACUUGACUCUUGGCUUCAACAGCAGUGAUCCCGAUUUGAAAGACAAUGGUGAGGCGAGUGACGAAGUAGUACCCCAUCCUCCAACGGCAGCACUAUCCAGGAUUUUUUCGUGCAAUUUCUGCAGGCGUAAGUUUUACAGUUCGCAGGCAUUAGGCGGACACCAAAACGCACAUAAACGGGAGCGGACUUUAGCAAAAAGGGCAAUGCGGAUGGGAAUGUUAUCCGACAGGUACGCCAGCUUAGCGUCGUUGCCACUUCACGGGGCAGCAUUUCGAUCUCUUGGAGUUGAAGCUCACGCUUCGGCACACCAACGGGUCCCACACCAAGAAACGAAUAUUCAUGCAAUUAGAAGCGGAGCGAGAUUUGAACAAGGCUAUUUCGGGAUGCCAGUAUUCGUGGAGGAUGAUGAAGCGGAGAUGUUUUGGCCCGGUAGUUUCAGGCAAAUAGAGGGAAUUGGUGGUGGCAAUGUGAGGUAUAAUUCAGGGCAAAGUUCAAACAUAAAUUUUGUCGCUGUAACUCCUCAAACUAGGACAGAUCCAACAUUGCCUGAUCUUAAUUUGAAACUCUAGUGGUCUUUUUUCUUUGCAUUCUAUUCUACUUUUUUGUAUCUGAAUUUUCAUAAUUAUGGUAUUACAUUAGUGCUCUAUUAUUUGUACAGGAGAUGAAUGAUUGAGACUGUCUUGAGCUUUCAAUAUUACCCCACUCUGAAUCUUAUCUAUCCCAAAUUUUGUAUAUUAUUACAAAAUUCAGAUU